CCCUUCUUCGUUCCGGUUUCAGUUUUCCUUUUCGAUCCAUCUUCCUCCGCAAUCUUGCAGCAACAUCGGCAAGAGGAACCAACGCGAACGCUGGUUUAGGUCCAUCUAUAGCGAUAGCCACCAAAGCACGCAGAGGCCAUGUUCUACUCGCAGGUGAUCCUCGCCAAGAAGGGCCCCCUCGCCAAGGUGUGGCUCGCCGCCCACUGGGGGGACAAGAAGCUCGCCCGGCCGCAGAUCUUCGCCACGGACAUUUCCCAGUCGUGCACCGACAUCAUGAACCCCUCGGUCCCCCUGGCCCUGCGGCUGAGCGGGCACCUGCUGCUGGGGGUCGUCCGGAUCUACAGCCGCAAGGUGAAGUACGUCCUGAACGACUGCACGGAGGCCAUGCUGAAGCUGCAGAUGGCCUUUUGCAACCAGGCCGGGGGAGGCAAGCUGGGGCUCCGGCUGGACGAGCACGGGAAGCCCGUCCGGGGCCGCGAGCUCCUCUCGGAGAAGGACGCCCCCACCCACCAGCUGGUGUCGAACUUUGGGGAGUACGACCAGAUCCACGUCGUCGAGGGCUUUUGCCUCCCGCUCCCGGAGGACAACGAGUGGAUCCUGGCGGAGGACGAGGCCGGGAUCGGGGGCGGGAGCGUCGGGGAGGCCUCCCAGGAACUCCUGCUGGCGGCCCACCUGCCCCGGAAGCCCACGGACGGGAGCGGGAGCGGAUCCCCCCCGGCCCCGGUGGAGGAAGAGGAGGCCUGGGCGCCCUUUGAUCCCGACAACGAAGACGACGACGACGACGAAGGACUCGCCGACGGCAGCCGGGUGUCGGACAUCGAGGUGGUCCGGGCCGCCAACGAUUCUCUCUUGAGCGACGAUCAGGUGGGUUGCUUCGGAAGUCUUUGUCGAUCUGUGUUUGUUGUGUUCUUUCGUGUCGUGUCGUGUCGAGUUGAGUUGAGUGGACUUGAGUUGCAUACAGUAGUCUUGCGUUGACCUUCUCGUUGCGUUGCCCUCUCACCCGCUCGGAUUCUGUUUUUUCCAUACGUUCGGUUCGGUCCGGUUUCGCAUCGCAGACCCGGCGUGCGUCUUCCCUGCUGGACAAGAGCGCCCUCACGGCCAACAGCUGGAACAUCAACAACAAAAACAUCGACAACAACGAAAACAACAACGAAACCAUCACCAACACCAACCCGCAAGAAGAGGACUACGACUUUACCGUUCCCUUUGGGGAAGACGACUCCGAUGCCGACGAGCCCGUCGCCACCACCCGCCUGUCCGAUGCGGGACUCGGCGAUUCCGCCCUGCAGCUGUCCAGGGACGGGGGCACCCCGCUCUCGACCGGCAACGCCGGGCUCGGGCUGGGCCUGGAUGCGGACGAGGACUCGGCCGGGAACGCGGGGGGCCUUUCCGACCCUUCGAAACGGGAGCAGUUGCAACGGGAAGAGGAGCCGAAGCCGCCCCCCCGCAAGCGCCGCCGCAAGAGGCGCAAGGUCGUCAUCGACAACCACGAGACGGAGCUCACCAACGACCACAUCCGGGGGAUGCUGCGGUCCACGGACGACAUCGUCCGGCCGAUGGUCCACCCGGCCUCGAUCUGGGACGAGGAGGGCACCGGGAAGGACUACCGGGCCCUGGUGCUGGAUCGCAUUGCCGAGCAGAGGGGCGCGUCCCGGAAGCGCAAGAAGGGCGUUGCCUUUCGCGAUGUUCCGGGGCCGGCGUCGAGCGGGGGGGUCCCCUCGCUCACACGGCCCUUUCUGGCCGAUGCCUCCGAGUCCGGCGGGCCGGGCCUCCACCCGGUCCUGCAGCGGCUGUGGGAGGACAACUACUGGAGGGCGAACGAGCGGCCCUGCCCGUACCGACGCCUGGAUCCCGGCGGAGACGGCAACGACAACGACAACGACAAAGACGACAAGGUCGUGGACGACGUCGAGCACGUCCGCAGGGGAACCGCUGCCUCGGACGACGAGAGCACGGUUGGGGGCCGGUCCGAGCUCGGGGUCGGGGCCGAAAAGGACGACGACGACGCCCGUUCCCGGCUGUCCACGGGCCAGGAAAUGCCCCGGGACGACGAGAUGGACUUUCCCGUCGCCAACGACGAGGAGGACGAGGAAGACGACGAGAUGGACGCCCCCGUCCCCGACUUUGGAGACGACGAGGAAGACCCCACCAACCUCGCCGCCGGAGGAGACGACGAGGACCUACUGGACCUCGGCAUGGUCAACGACAUGGUCCUCGAUUCGGACGAGGACGAUCGCCAGGACGACGGCGAGGACGACGAAGACCGCGAGGCCAUCGGGGACGCGGCCUCCUCGUCCACCAAGUGGCACAAGCACACGGUCCGGGUCUUUCGGCACCUCAGGAAGUGCCUGAGGGACCCGAACGCCGACACAGACGAAGACGGCGGCAUCGCCAACGAGGGGCUCCCGGACUCGGUCGGCUUUGCGGACCUGACCAAGAACGUGGUGUCCCGGCGCAACGCCUCGUCCGUCUUUUUCGAGAUGCUCCAGCUCAAGACCUGGGACUUUAUCGAGCUCGAACAGGAACGGGCCUACGGGGACAUUGCCAUCUCGGCCGGCCUCCGCUUUGGGGAGGACGCCCCCGAACACUAGGCGAACGAAACGAAAGCGAAAGCGAAACGAAAGCAAAC
Pseudo-nitzschia multistriata is the source of this 2629-nucleotide messenger RNA. Lineage: Eukaryota; Bacillariophyta; Bacillariophyceae; Bacillariales; Bacillariaceae. The record is from the annotation of a GenBank genome assembly.